Messenger RNA from Cylas formicarius (sweet potato weevil), 2802 nucleotides. RefSeq names its product endoplasmic reticulum resident protein 44 (gene ERp44). The coding region runs from base 149 to 1354 and encodes 401 amino acids. The transcript is spliced from 5 exons. The record is from RefSeq and is a predicted model, not a curated record. NCBI's taxonomy places the organism in Eukaryota, Metazoa, Arthropoda, Insecta, Coleoptera, Brentidae.
UUCUGUGGUCCGUGUUUGACAUUGACAUUCGGUGUAAUGAUAAUACUACUUCGGUUACUAUUAGGGUUUUCUGAGGUUAAUUAUUAGUAUUUUCUUUUAUGUUAAGUGGAGUUUUAACAUUUUUUUUUAAACGGCGUUAAUAUAAAGUAUGAUUUAUUUAAAUUACUCCAAAAUAAACUUUUUUUUAGUGUUCACGAUAAUAUGUUCCUUCAAUAAUCCUAUAGAUAGUGGGGCUGUGCAACUUACACAACAAAAUUUUGACAUGACUUUAGCUUCCAAUGAAUUAGUUUUUGUAAAUUUCUAUGCCGAUUGGUGUAGGUUUAGUAAUAUCUUGAUGCCAAUAUUUGAUGAAGCUGCAGAAAAUGUAGCUAAAGAGUUUCCUGAGGCUGGUAAAGUCGUAAUGGCCAAAGUAGAUUGUGAUAAAGAAAGCUCCAUAGCCACAAGAUUUCACAUUACCAAAUAUCCAACUUUAAAAGUGAUUAGAAAUGGCCAACCAGCAAAAAAAGAGUAUCGAGGACAGAGAUCUGUGGAAGCUUUCACUAGUUUUGUUAAAAGGCAGAUUGAAGAUCCAGUUAAAGAAUUUAAGCAUAUUAGUGAAUUAGGAAAAUUGGAAUCUGAUAAACGAAUAAUUAUUGGUUACUUUGAUCGCCGAGAUCAGCCAGAAUACAGUAUAUUUAGACGAGUAGCUAUGAAUUUGAAGGACGAUUGCCAAUUUCAUGUUGGUUUCGAUGAAGCUUCUCGUCAAAUGCAUCCCCCAGGUGAACCGAUUGUUGUAUUUAGGGCAGAUAAAGAAAGAUCAGUGGAAGCAGAUGAAACUUAUCCAGGAAGUUUGAAGAACUUUGAUGAGUUGCAUAUUUGGGCCACUGAUAAAUGUGUGCCUCUAAUCAGAGAGAUCACCUUUGAAAACGCUGAGGAAUUGACCGAGGAGGGUUUGCCGUUUUUGAUAUUGUUCCACUCUCCUGAAGAUAAGGAGAGUAUUAAGAAGUACAAUGAGGUUGUUAAUAAAGAUCUCUUAUCAGAAAAACAAGCUAUCAACUUUUUAACAGCUGAUGGUAAUAAAUUUGCGCAUCCCCUCCAUCACUUAGGAAAGAGUGAAAAGGAUCUUCCUCUUAUUGCUAUUGAUAGUUUUCGGCACAUGUAUAUGUUUCCCAAUUUCAAAGAUAUGGAGAUCCCAGGAAAACUGAAACAGUUCGUAAAAGACUUGUAUUCGGGAAAGCUUCAUAGAGAAUUCCAUUAUGGCCCUGAUUCAGAUGAUCAAGGUACCGACAAGCAGCCUACUAAACCACCAGAGAGCACUUUUAAAAAGUUGGCGCCUUCUAAGAAUCGGUAUACUUUACUUAGAGACGAACUUUGAAUUUGUUUGCUAGUGGAUGUGAUUUUUAAGUGAAAGUGCAACAUUUUCGAUGGUAUUAAACUAUUUUAAGUGCUAACAGAAUUUCGUCACAUUGCAACAGUCCAAAUUAGCAAAAAAAAUUUAAAAUGUUACAUUUAUGAGCCUUAAACACUUCUUAACGUCAUUUUAUUAUAAACCCAUGCAAUGUACUUCUACAUUAGCCGCAGGUACCAAGAAGUAAGACAUGAGGAAAAUGAAUAAGUCUCUCCAAAACUUCACUUUAAGAGUGCUAGUCUUUCAGGUGAUAUUCUGUCUUAUAGAAAGCAAAGGAUUCAUGAAUGGCGAGUUGUAUGUAUUCAUUUUUAUUUGCUAUUCAAGCCUUUUUAAGAUUUUGUUACUUACCUCGGAGACUUAUCUGUAAUGAUACAUACACAUAACUGACACUGGGUGAAACUUCUAAGUUUUAUGUUAUUACUUAGUUAUAAGUAUAGCUUAUGCCAUUGUAUUGACAAAUUUUUACAUCACACUUUUUUAAACAGAGCUAUUUGUCUCUUAAAAAAUCUAUUUUAGUGAUUACAAAAUUAACUGCUGGACACUAGAAGCUGAUAAACAAAAAAUGUUUACUGUUUACUUAUAUGAAGGUGAUUUUAUUCACUAUUCUUCCAUUUACUCAGAGGUUUUACAUUUGUAGAAUUUCUAAUUGUGGUGCUAUAGUUUUUUAAAUAAAUUUCAACCAAAUUAAGGAAAACACUAAAGAAAUCUUUUUGUAUUAUAGCUUUCCUUGCUUAUGUAUUCAAAGUAAAAGGCACCAAUUUUGUAUUAUCUUUACUAGUUUAUAGGACUUUUAAUUUGAUCUUUUGUAGGGAUUAAUGGGAGACUUUUUAUUGAACCUAAACUUGCUUAGGAAGGCUGUUAUCGGGUACGUAAUUUUUUUUAAAAUACAGGUUGUAAUCUUUAUUAAUAAAAUUUGCAUUUGGGCUGAAAACGGUUACAAUUUUAUAUAUUUUUUAUGGGGUAGUGGUCAAGAAAUUAAGGUUUAAAUGCUCAAAAACUAUUCCCAUAAAUUAUUUCCAAAAACUGCAAUGCCUUGCUUAAUGUUCUACAUUACAUUGUUGUAAAAAUACUUUUUCGUUAUUGCACACACAGUAAACAAUUUUUGUUUUGUGCCAUGUAAAAAGUUUUUCACAUUUAAUUUUAAGAUGUUUUUUCUUGGUAUCUGUGUCAGUUCAUUUGUCUUUCAGUAUAAGAAAGCAUAUGUAUGUAUCAUUUGUCUUCUCAGAGUUUUGUGACCCUCCAUCCCUAGUUAAUUUUAUCACCUACUUUUAGACAAUGCACAUUAACUUCUUCAUGUUUGUUUUGUUCUGUUUAUUUUUUGUUAUGCUAUUUUUAGCACAUAUUACAAGUUCUAAACAAUAUGUGUUUUUAAGUAGAGAAAGGCUGGUUGUAAAUAAACUGUUCACCUUUUUUUA